CUUAAAGUAUGUGAAGUGUAGUGCAGAUUAUGUGUAUGAAAUAAUGCAUGUUGAAUCUGUUUAGUUUUUGACUCUUGAAAAUACCCUAUUGACUGAAAAAGAGAAGGUUGAGAUCCAAAGAGAUAUAUAUUAUAUAUAACUGCAAGAGAGCAAGUGACAUGGUUUCUUAACAUUUGCGUUUGUGGGGCUACAAACUACCAAAAGAUCUUUAAUUUCUUCUCUGACCUCACCCUGCCACGCUUUGCAGAAGCAUCCGCAAGCUUUUUCAAUAGGCCAAGGUACCUUUUUCCCCUCUCACUCUCUGUCCAUCAAUUCUUUGCUGCAAACCUUUUGAGCCAUGUGAUAUACCCUCUCCUCAAAGUUGAAUAAAUCAAUACUUGAAUGUUUUAGUAGUUUGUGCUUUUACCCUCCUAGUACAAUUGAAAAAAAAAAAAAAAAACUGCUGCAUGUUAUUUCUUCUCCAAGAUUUGAGUUCCCAUGUAGAUGUCAUCAGUUAACUUAUCACAAAUCUACUGAUUUACCCGGUCCUUUUACUCUCUGUAGAAGAAGAGAAGGUAGAUAAGAUUACCGUAGGUCACAUGAAGAAGCAUGAGUGUGGGCUUUUGGGACCAGCACAGUGGCAGAAUUGUCACAAUUCAAAGCCUGUGGGCAGCCGCAGCAGAUGAAGGACUACAGGCAACUAUAGUUAAGAGCAACAGCAAGCAAAACAAAGCGUGUCUGCCUAAGGAAAACCUAUGAGAAAACAAACCCUUACAAGAAAAAAUAAUAAUAGAGCCGCAUAUAGGAAGAGAAAAAGGAGAGAUAUUGAAAAGCAAAAAAACUGGAUUUCAGUGGGAAUCAGUAUCAACCACCAAGUCCACAUGACUCACAACAACAAAACUUGAUCAGCACACACACAUCUCAAAACCAACCUGGAUAUGUUGAAGGCAUAGCAAGAAGUUCCUACAGAAUAGAAGCAUCUACUUUGAACCAAGCCACAAAGCACUCGAAGCAUAAUAGAGGAGGAACAUUGACAAGGGUCAUGAGGAGCAGUGUAGGAGAUAUUGUUCAAGUGGAAGGAGGACACAUUGUUAGGUCCUCGGGAAGAAAAGAUCGGCACAGCAAGGUGUAUACUUCCAAAGGGCCUCGUGAUCGCCGGGUUAGACUCUCAGCACACACAGCCAUUGAGUUCUAUGACGUUCAAGACAGACUUGGCUAUGACAGACCAAGCAAGGCUGUGGACUGGCUCAUCAAGAAGGCAAAGUCUUCCAUUGACAAGCUUGCUGAGCUUCCUCCAUGGCAUCCACCUACUCAUGAUGAGGAAAAGCAGAAUGAUGCUGCAGGAUCAAGUGGAAUCGUGGCCGUUGAACAACAACAAGAAGAACAUCAUCAUCAUCAACAACAACAGUCAGAGUCUUGUGGCUACAACUUUCAGCUCCAGAGGCAACUGGGGGCCUUUAUUUCUACCCAUGUUGACACUGACCCCAUCAAUUUUCAAACCAACAACUCCUCGGAAGAUCUUGGCCUAUCUCUCCACUGUUUCCAAGACCACCCUGGCCUUAUUAAUUGGCCAUCUCAACAAGGUGCAAAUCAAGCACCUCCUUCAAAUGAACACCAAAUCCAAACCCUUUUUGCUGGCUCAACCCCAGUUGCGUUUGAGAACCAUUAUCAAAGAACUGUGACUUGGAACAAUGAAGCAACAACCGGGGAUCAUGUGAGCAGAAUGGGGUUCUUUCUCAACUCACACCCAUUUCUAGGCCAAGCUUCUGCUUCAGCUUAUGCCCAAAGUGAGACCCUUCAGUCCAGUUUUUCAUUUCCAGUGACUUCCUCUGAGCAUCAGAGGCCCCAGCCAGUUCACCAAUCUUCCAUCUUUGGCAGCAGGUUUGUCUCUGAUGGGUUAGCUGGGUUCUGCAUUCCAGAUAGAAUUCAAAGUGUGGAAGAGAACCAUGGAGUUGCUUCCAAUAGGCCAUCCACAGAUAUAGCGAUACCAAUUUUUUUACAUCCCUAUCCACUGCACGUCACACUUUAUUUCACUCUUUUCUCUCUCACGAAAUAAACACGUCACACUUUAUUUCGACUAACACACACAUUACACACUAUCACAUACACACAUUUAAUCUAACCUAAACACAACACACAGAAGAUCUGCACGAAAAAAAAAAGAAAAGAAACAGGGGCCGGACCCACGAAAAAGAAAAAAAAAAGAAGAGAGGAAGAAGAGAGAAAGGGAACGAGGGAUAUCUGGGGCGCGUAAUAAAGAAAUCCCAACCUCUCCAAUUUCUUCAUCUUCUCUCACACAUAACAGAGUAAGACGUCGAAGAUACUCCGACGAGGUUGCCUCUACCCUUCCAUCUCAGAUCCGCAACAACCACCGUCCGAGCUCGCCGCACCGCUUCCCCAUUCACUGCCGUGGCCAUUGGAUCCCACCGUCGACACUCUUGUCGACAGCGCGACUUCUACUGUCAAAACCUCCUCGCUCCAGCACGGACAUCCAUUCCUUUGUUUCUUCUCCCACAUUUACGGUAUACUGGAAAAAAAGCUCAGUGCCGCGCGAAUCCUAAAUACCCGUCAGCCGCAAGUUGAGGUUCACCCAUUUUCUUACCUCUGUUUUGUUCUAUUAUUGUUGUUGAUACUAGUUUAAAUUGAUGAAGUCGCUGAUUUAUGAUUGAGAUGCUUGUACUCACAAUCAUUCAAUGCUGAAUAUACUGGAUUAGCAAAUUUUUUUCAGUGAAACAGUUUGGGGAUUUUGAUGGAGGUAUAUGCUAAUUCAAUGUAUGUGUGUAUAUGGAGAUUUUGAACUUUGAUUAUGUUUAUUAUUUUGCUCUUAGAAUAUUUGGAUUUAUUAAAUUUGUUGAAAUUGAAUGCGAUCAAUGGAAUAUAGUUUUUGGUCUCUGUGAAGAUUAUAUAUUAGUUUCAGAUUGAGGAAGAAAAGCUUUUUUUCACACACUCACACACUAGAGUUAUUCACCUGACGCACACACUUCAUCUAAUUCACGCACGCACACCACUCACAAUUCACGCACACAACACACACUCACAAUAAAACCCCAAGGGGACGAAAUCCACGCGAAAAAAAAAGGUUCCCUGAUUCUCAACCCCUGGGAACCCCUUUCUGAUUUUUUGAAUUUCUUCCUCAAUCACCAUGCAACUUCCGUCUUAGUUCCGGGACACCACUACGCGAGCUCGCUGCCACUAGACCACAUCACCUCGCUGCACUGCAAUUUCGGAUCCCUAGGCCGCCUCUGCCAUCUCCGUCGAAGCUUCCCAGAGUUGUGGCACAUCCCUGGAGUCUUCUUCGCGCAACCCUCCGAGCCCACUAUUGUUGUUUCCAGCGAGACUCUUAGAGUAACAACAAUCUCUGUUGGCGCUGUGCUGGUCAUUUUAAAAUCUUUCUCAUGCUCGUAUUCUGUUUUGGUUUUGAGAUUUAAUGAAUGUGAUUUAAACU
This is a messenger RNA of Vigna unguiculata (cowpea), 3424 nucleotides long. Its product is annotated as transcription factor TCP4-like. Lineage: Eukaryota; Viridiplantae; Streptophyta; Magnoliopsida; Fabales; Fabaceae. Gene Ontology annotation, molecular function: DNA-binding transcription factor activity; sequence-specific DNA binding. Gene Ontology annotation, biological process: regulation of secondary shoot formation. The record is from RefSeq and is a predicted model, not a curated record. Gene Ontology annotation, cellular component: nucleus.